Telopea speciosissima is the source of this 486-nucleotide messenger RNA. Its product is annotated as dual specificity protein phosphatase 1-like. The transcript is spliced from 4 exons. The record is from RefSeq and is a predicted model, not a curated record. Gene Ontology annotation, cellular component: cytoplasm. The coding region runs from base 6 to 410 and encodes 134 amino acids. Gene Ontology annotation, biological process: negative regulation of MAPK cascade; protein dephosphorylation. NCBI's taxonomy places the organism in Eukaryota, Viridiplantae, Streptophyta, Magnoliopsida, Proteales, Proteaceae. Gene Ontology annotation, molecular function: MAP kinase tyrosine/serine/threonine phosphatase activity; protein tyrosine/threonine phosphatase activity.
GUGGCAUGUGCUUCAAUGCUUUCACAUGUUUUACGGUAAGAUAUGCAUCUGGUAUUGGAGAGUUUAAGAAUCUUACAGUAUUUCUUGUAAUUCUAGUGACUGACAGAGAAGAUACAGAUAUUGCUCAGUAUUUUGAUGAAUGCUUCGAUUUCAUUGAUGAAGCAAAAAGGCUUGGUGGUGGUGUGUUGGUUCACUGUUUUGUUGGGAGAUCCAGAAGUGUCACAGUUGUUGUUGCUUAUUUGAUGAAAAAGUAUCAUAUGAGCCUAUCUCAAGCUCUGGAACUUGUUAGGAGUAAACGACCACAAGCAGCUCCAAAUUCUGGUUUUAUGUUGCAACUACAGAACUUUGAGAAAUCCCUUAAAGAAUCCGAUGGAGAUGCAGCAGCAAAUGAAAAUGAGCAGGAGGGAUGAAUGGAAUAUGGAAUUUCCUUGCAUUGUACAUUCUGAAUAGCCAAUUUUUUUUCCUCGUUCUUUCAGCAGUGAUUGU